Molecule: messenger RNA, 1960 nt
Organism: Bombus terrestris (buff-tailed bumblebee)
Lineage: Eukaryota; Metazoa; Arthropoda; Insecta; Hymenoptera; Apidae
Product: CWF19-like protein 2
Exons: 8
Coding region: 427-1692 (421 amino acids)
Biological process (GO): mRNA splicing, via spliceosome
Cellular component (GO): post-mRNA release spliceosomal complex
Source: RefSeq, a predicted model, not a curated record
UCGUAAGUUCGUGAUCCAAUGAGUCGAGCCUGGAAAAAUAAAUAGAACUACGUGAUUAAAUUCUUAGUUGAUUCACAACUUUCCUUGUUUCCCUAUUCUUUUUUCGUACAUUAACCUCUUAAGCGAAAAGAUCAGAUUUAUCGUGCAAAUUUAUAUCCAAAACGUUCGUAAAAAUCAUAAUUCAUUAACGACUAUCAACCAAUAGCUGAAUCUGCUGUGUACUAUGUGAUUAGUUUUGUUUACUUCUAACAGAGAGGAAACUUACUGCCUUUAGCUUUUACUCAACUUAACAAUACGAUAUACGGUAUACAUAGAGUCAAUUGCGCCUUAUGGCAUGCUGAUCUGUAAACUAUCAAUUCUGCACAACAAAUAUUAAAGUUAGUUGUGAUGACACACGCUUGACAUAAACGUUUUUGAAGCUUUAACAUGUUGAGUUCGUCACAUACUCAUGUCGGCCGUCGUGCAAGACAAAUUUCUAAUAGUGAUGGAAAUACAGAAUCUGGAGAAACUAAACCUCUGACAGAAGCAGAAAUGAAUAAGCUAGGGGCAAAAAUUGUUAAAGCUGAAAUAAUGGGCAAUACUAAACUUGCUGAUGAAUUAAAAAUUCAGUUAGAAAAUGCUAGAGAUAUCGCAAAAAAUGUUCAAAUAUGCAGUACAGAAGAAGUCCAAAAUGUAAUUCUUACACAAACUGAUUCAAAAGGUAUUACAAGACCAUUGGAAUCCAGAGUUCAAACUAUAAAAUCUUCACAAAAUAGUAAACGGAAAAAUAUAGAAACACAUGUUUGUAGAAAGAAAGUGAGACAUUACUUUGAUGAUGAUAAAUAUUCAUUGGAAAAUUUGUUCCAUAAAGAAAAAGGAAGAUCUACAAAUGAAGAUGAUGCAGCAUUUCUUAAAAUUGCUUCUAAGAAUGGAGAUAUGGAUGAGAUGUUUGAGGAACACAUUACGCAUAUUAAAUCAGAUGCUGAACAAAAUAAGAAAGAUCGUUCAUGUGCAAUUAAGGAACAUAAACGUUUAUCGAAAAGUUUGGAUAAUUGUUAUUGGUGUAUUGAUUCAAAAUACAUGUUAAAACACAUGAUCAUUACAAUGGAUUCUGAUAUUUGUUUAAGUCUACCUCAUUAUACCUCUUUGACUUCCGGGCAUUGUAUAAUAACACCCUUACACCAUAUUGCUUGCCAAUUACAAUUGGAUGAAAAUAUUUGGGAAAAGCUGAAGAUGGUUAAAGAAGCUUUAUAUAAAAUGUUCAUGGAUCAAAAUUUGUAUCCAGUGUUCUAUGAAAUUUACAAGAGUCGUCACAAAUUUUCACAUAUGCAAUUGGAAUGUGUUCCACUGAAGAAAAGAAUCGGUGAAUUAGCACCAAUAUACUUUAAGAAAGCCUUAUUAGAAUGUGAAACUGAAUGGUCAAUGAACAAAAAAGUAAUCAAUCUUGAAAAUAAAGAUGUGCGUAAAGCUAUUCCAAAUGGUCUAUCAUAUUUUAUGGUAGAAUUUGAAAGAAAUAAAGGAUAUGCUCAUGUUAUUGAGGACGAGCAUAUGUUUCCGACAAAUUUUGCACAGGAAAUUAUAGGUGGGAUGUUGGAUCUAAAUCGGGACAUAUGGAGAAAGCCAAAAAAAGAACAUUUUGAUCAACAACGUGAGAAAGUAUUAAAAUUUUCAGAGAUAUGGAAAAAGUAUGAACCUGAAAUUAAAAAAUCAUAAUUAGGUAUGAUUCCUUGAUGAUUUAUAAAUAAAUAAUGAUUUAUAAAUAAAUGUAAUUUUUGCAAAUAAUUGCCAACAAAUUAUCGCAAUACAUAAUUUUUUUUACAAAAAUUUUAAUAUAGGUGAAUAAAGUUUUAUCUACAUUAUUCAUUUAUUUAGCCUUAAAUGUAUAAAUACAUACAAGAAGUUUCUAUAUAUUAUAAAAAUGUUCGAUAUAUAUAACAUAUUUAUUGUAAUCUUCAUGUUUAAUAAAAACCUGUUACUGGUA